Molecule: messenger RNA, 214 nt
Organism: Paramuricea clavata
Lineage: Eukaryota; Metazoa; Cnidaria; Anthozoa; Malacalcyonacea; Plexauridae
Source: the annotation of a GenBank genome assembly
AUGUGGAUCUCUUUCACGGACGCUAUACCUGAACCACCACGUCUUCGUAUUGGAAAUGAGUUAAUAGAAAGGGUCAACGCUUUUAAAUUACUUGGCGUGUCGUUCCAAAAUAAUCUAAAAUGGAACGCACAUGUUGAAGAGAUUACACGUAAAGCAAAUAAACGCCUUUACCAUCUUAGAGAAUGCAGGAAAUCGCCGUUACCAGCUGAAGUCG